This is a messenger RNA of Portunus trituberculatus (swimming crab), 3888 nucleotides long. Its product is annotated as high-affinity choline transporter 1-like. Gene Ontology annotation, cellular component: plasma membrane. Bases 167 to 1825 code for a protein of 552 amino acids. Gene Ontology annotation, molecular function: choline:sodium symporter activity. The record is from RefSeq and is a predicted model, not a curated record. The transcript has 14 exons. Gene Ontology annotation, biological process: transmembrane transport; choline transport; acetylcholine biosynthetic process. Lineage: Eukaryota; Metazoa; Arthropoda; Malacostraca; Decapoda; Portunidae.
UACCUGCAUCCUCCGCCAAAACAUUCACGGUGAAAGGUGGCCAGAGGGUGUUCGGCGUCGCGUCGCAGUGCUGAAUUGGUAGCGUGGUUGGAGGUUUGCCACCUUGCCACUCAGUUCUUCACUGGCACCCUUUGGACUCGCAACGCCGAUCUUCCUUCCAAUCAAGAUGAUGAACAUACCGGGCCUUGCGGGCAUUAUCGUCUUUUACCUCCUCAUCCUUGGGAUUGGCAUCUAUGCAGCAUGGAGGCGGCGCAACAAGGGCGGCAAAUCCGAGGAGGUUAUGCUGGCAGGACGCUCCAUUGGGCCUCUGGUCGGCAUCCUCACCAUGACGGCUACAUGGGUGGGAGGAGGAUACAUCAACGGCACAGCGGAGAAGGUGUACGACAAGGGCCUCAUCUGGUGCCAGGCGCCCUUUGGCUACGCUCUGUCGCUUGCUGUGGGCGGCCUGUUCUUCGCCAAGCCGAUGCGGGAGGCUGGCUACGUCACCAUGCUGGACCCGCUGCAGCAGGCCUUUGGGCGGCGCAUGGGCGGCAUGCUCUACUUUCCGGCUCUGAUGGGUGAAACGUUCUGGUCGGCGGCUAUCCUAUCUGCCCUUGGCUCCACCUUGGCAGUCAUCCUGGACAUUGGCAAUACUGUGUCAAUCCUCGUUAGUGCUGCCAUCGCUGUUUUCUACACCAUAUUUGGCGGCCUCUACUCCGUCGCUUACACGGACGUGAUCCAGCUGUUCUGCAUCUUCAUCGGUCUGUGGAUCACCGUGCCCUUCGCCAUGAUGCACGAGUCGGUGGGGUCCCUUGCCCUCAACGAGACUGAUUGGCUAGGCUCCAUUGAGCCCACCUCACCAGAAUGGGGCCUCUGGAUCGACUACUGGCUUCUGCUCAUCUGUGGCGGCAUCCCGUGGCAGGUGUACUUCCAGAGAGUGCUGUCCUGCCAGACCCCGACUCACGCCAGGAUGCUCUCCUACGCGGCGUCCAUCGGCUGCCUCUUGAGUGCAGUGCCAGCGUGUAUUAUCGGUGCUAUUGCUAAGGCCACAGACUGGAGCCAGACAGACUACGGCAAGACUCCCGAGGGCUACCAAGUGAAGCUGGUCCUGCCCCUUGUGAUGCAGUACCUCACGCCCACGUGGGUGGCGUUCCUGGGGCUGGGAGCCGUGAGUGCCGCAGUCAUGUCCUCCGCUGACUCCUCCGUACUCUCCGCCUCGUCCAUGUUUGCCAGGAACAUAUUCCAAAACGUCUUCAAGCAGGAGGCCACUGACCGGGAGGUGAUCUGGGUGAUGCGAGCCAGCAUCGUGGUGGUGGCCGCCAUCGCCUGCACCAUCGGCAUCCUCAUCAACAGCAUUUACUACCUCUUUAAGCUGUGCGGGGAUCUGGUGUACGUGAUCCUCUUCCCGCAGCUCCUGAUGGUGGUGCACUUCCGAGACCGCGUCAACACUUACGGCUCCUUCGUGGCCUUCUUUCUCGGGCUGAUCGUACGUCUCUUAGGAGGAGAGCCGUACAUCGGGGUGCCGGCCACUAUCCACUACCCGUUCUACGACGAGGAAUUAGGCCAGCAGAACUUCCCCUUCCGCACGAUAGCCAUGCUGGUGUCACUGUUCAGCCUCAUCGUCACUUCGGCCAUUGCCAAAGCCAUUUUCACCCACAAGCUCCUGCCCGCUAGGUAUGACGUGUGCAGAUGUUUCCACCGGACUGAAAAGGACGAACUGGGAACGGCCAAUCUAAACAAGACUCUUCCACUGCAAGUGUCAAAUACCAAGGAGGACGUUUCUCCUCUCAAGGCAGCAGAGAGCAACCUGUACAUGCCCGUCAGUGGGGAAAUGAACGGCGUGUAGGAGGACGAUGGGUUUCCAGUAAUGGGUAGGGAGACGCAGAGGUGUCGCUGUGUGGGCUGCUAGGCCGCGGUGCUUCUCAAGGAAAGCCUGUCCAUGAGCCCCGGCAGCGUUUACUGUCACUGCUGUUGAAGGGCAAGGUCUAGACACGAGUUCGGGAGCGGGUUCAUACGAUAGCCGCAUGUAAUCUUUCUCAAGCAGACUUUUCUUGUCCACAUUAGAGUUGUUAGUCAGAGUAAUGUGUUAUGCUUGCCGCGCGCACAAACUGAAGUACAUGAAAUGCAUGCUGUACUGUACCUUGAUAUGCAUAGUGGCGAUUGUCUAGUGAGCUGCAGUGCGUUUGUUUGUGUUGAUAAGCCUGAGGGACAAUGGCAAUGGGCAACAAAAUACGUGAAACAAGGCCCACUGAAGCUGCCAUUUCUCGAAGAUUAUAGUUUAGAGGAUUAUCCAAAAUCACCAGAUAAAAGUUAAUAGGUGAUAUUGGUUUGGUGCUUUAUAAUUUCAUGAUGUGCUUUUUUAAUUUUCGAAUUUUAUUGCAACUCCUUUUAUUAUUUUCUACUUGUUAUUCAUCAUAAGAGUUAAAGGAGCCUUAAUUGAUAAGUACAUGCUACAACUUCCACGUAGGGAAGAGUAAGAAGAAAAAAGCAACACAUAGUAUUGCGUUUCUGAACUCGUGCAGAAGCACAACAUACAUAUCUAAGCUUAGGAUCACAAGUAGUGACAUAAGGGAUCAAUCUGUAAUUCUCACUCUGAGUGUGCUGUAUGUAUGGUAGUGUUGAGCGGGGUGGCUGCCCCUCAAUGUACUGGUGUGCUCGGCCAGAUUGGAGUGUGCUUGACAGUAUAUUAUAUGGUAGCUUAUUAUGAGGAAAUCCACUUGUCCUCCACGUCACAACUUUCAUUCAUUACGUAGUUUUUGGUGACAAUUAGUCAUUUGACUGCUAAGACAUCCAAGCUAAACAAAAUAUAACUGGUGCAAAUUUCUUGGCAUAAUUGAGUAAUUCAAAUAUUCUAAUACUGGCUGAUAUUUUGUCUAAUAGAAUCACGUGCUUUCAUUUGAAUGGCGAAACAAGUGUCACUGCCAUUAGGAGUCAAAGGAUUAAAGGAGAGUGGGUGUCCUACAAUUUUUAGUAAGAGAGUGAGUGAUGAACAGUGUUUUGGUGUUUAUAGCGGCUGUCUCUGCGCCGCGUUCGAAACAGCGAAACGUGCAUGACGGUGGCCUCUAUGUAACAUUAGCGAAAUACCUUUUUUUUUUAAGCAAACAAGGAUGCUAUUUUUAUAGAGACGUAUUGCAAGUCCCAUUCCAUGAUGGAGAAGCACUGUUGUUAUUAUGGUCAGACGACAAAUAUUAUAGAUUUUGUUCAAAUGCAUUUUUAAUUAGUGUCAAUGACGAUACAGUCUUAUGGAAUUGAUAUGGUUCAAAGGUGAAGUAGUAACAGUAAAAUGAAAGAAUAAAUCUAGAUCUAUCAUUGGGAUUAUAAUGAUUAAUGUCUAAUGCAUUUUGGUCACGGCAAAAUCUAUAUGAUCAACACCGUCUCUCUUCAGAUGUAAAGAUUGAUAUAAGUUUCUGACAAAGGUAUAGAUAAUUGAAUCCGCCUUGGAAACGAUGCUGGAAAUUGUCACUUUCUCAUGCAAGGCAAGGAAGAAAAAAAGUUUCUUCACGCUAGUGUGAAACAAGCGAGUCUGAAGCUUCGUGGACAAGACUGUGACACGUAAUGGACCAGGUGAGGUUUGUGAGGUUUGUGUGUGUGUGUAGGACUCUUCCGAGGGACUGUGAAGAGGCGGGUUGUGGGAGUAUUACUAUAGUGCAUUGAUUAUUAUUACCAUGUAAUAGUAAGUACGUUUAGUAAGUGUGUACGUGUCCCGUUCAAUUGGCUGUGUUUGAAGUAACAAGUCCGGUAUGAUGGUAUUUUUUUCAAGUAGUCAAGACAUUUAGUCUCAUACAUGUACGUUAAAAAUGCUUGAAAAAAAAUGUAAAUAUAUGAUUCUUACGGUUGAGGCUCAGAGUUGAAAUUGCAAAUUGUUAACAGUAUUUAUAUGUAUCAUUAAGAAAUAAACAUUAAACCUUC